Messenger RNA from Cladocopium goreaui, 1329 nucleotides. The record is from the annotation of a GenBank genome assembly. NCBI's taxonomy places the organism in Eukaryota, Dinophyceae, Suessiales, Symbiodiniaceae.
AUGGCCACGGAUUUCAAAGCCGUUGGCUUCGCGCAUUGCGUUCUGAUCAGCGGAAGUUCAAGAAACGCAAAACUUUCCGGGACGGUGCAGCAAGCCUUGAAAGGUCGCCACCUCACCAGCGGGGGCUCCAGCGGCGGCGCCGCCUCGGCGGUGGCCACGUUUUUGGCGCCCGUGGCGGUGUCCGAGGACACCGGUGGUUCCACCCGAUCACCGGCCUUUUCCAACGGGAACUUUGGCUACGACCCCACACGGAACCAUUAUCCCAAUGCUGGGAAUCCAGGUAUGGCCUUAAUCUUGGACCAGCUGGGCUUGAACGCUCGCAGCAUCGAGGACAUCAUCGCGCUGGAUGGCGUCUUCUGUGGCUAUGAUCCAAACACGGUGAAAAGCAAAAAGAUCGGUGAACUGCGUAUUGGUGUGCCGCAAUAUCCCUAUGUGGAGGCCUACGUGCCAGCUGGCGGCGACAAUCCCUUCAACUUCAGCGUGUAUCCAAAAGCCUAUAUGCCAUCCAGGCAGAUCAUGAAGAAAUACAAGGCCGCCAAGGCGGCCUUGCACGCCAGCGGGGCGGCCGUGGUGGAGAAAGAGUGGCCCAUGGAGGGAGACACGAACAUCUUGGCGAAGGCGUUCUUUCUCAUGAAGAUGGGAGAUGAAGUCGUCAGCCCCUAUUGGCACGUCUUCCAUACCUACAUGGGCCAGGUCUCCCAGUGGAUCAACGACUACUUGGGCGCGCCCGGCAUCACCAUCUCCGAUGUGGUUGCGGCCGCGCAGCCCGCGGGCAUCGGGCACGAUCCAGCCAAGAUCAUGCAAGCGAACACCAGUGAGGAGAAGUUGGCCUUUGUCAUCCAGGAGUUGCGUCAGGCUGGGGUAGCAGCAUGGAAUCGUCUUUUUGAUGAAGAGAAGCUGGAUUUGAUUCUCAUUCCAGGUUUUUUGCACACUGCGACCUUCGAAUGCAUGGCCAGUUCCACGUGUGAACAUCAAGUGAAGAAUCUGAUCACUGGGGAAGUGACCACUGAAGCCAAGUUUGCCUCGUUGGACAAUCUCUUCAUGCAUAGCUUUUCAAUGAAGCACAUGCCGUUGCCGAAGAUGAUGGUCCCUGUGGGUCUUGAUGAUGAGGGAAAGGGAAACCCCGUGGGCUUGCAGUUCUUGGGCCGUGCUGGACCUCCCAAAUCCCAGGGCUUGGGGUAUUCCUACGAUUCCAAGCUCUUGAAAGUCGUGGAUGCGCCCUUCCUGAAGGCGGUGCAAGUAGCGGUGGAUGCGAUGGUGAAACAAGAUCCCAGUCUGGCGAGAGUAGAACCGCAGUUGGUCAAAGGUCUGGAGAAUCUCUUCCAAUGA